Molecule: messenger RNA, 438 nt
Organism: Fomitiporia mediterranea MF3/22
Lineage: Eukaryota; Fungi; Basidiomycota; Agaricomycetes; Hymenochaetales; Hymenochaetaceae
Exons: 2
Coding region: 1-438 (145 amino acids)
Source: RefSeq, a predicted model, not a curated record
AUGGUGGGUUCUUCGCAAUCCAACCGUUCGGGUUACAAUAAGAAUGCGAUUCGGGUACACCACGGUGCAGUCGAUCAGACGACUGUGACGACUGGUUCGCCACCGGAAGUGAUGGCCCAUGUGACGAAGGUGCUCUUAGAUAUGGGCUUAGAAGUCCAACAAGAGAGCGAGUAUAAGUAUCGUUGUAUUCGUUCGAAGAGGAAGAAGGUCGCUGCAAGUUCAGGUGUGGGUAGUGUGACUGCAUUAUCAAUGAUGCCGUCUCCGGCGUCGCACGAGCCGAUCUUCGGUGAUCGUACGGAAGACCAGGGCGACGAAGUCCGAUUCUCUGUGGAGCUGACACGUAUUGAUGGAUUGCAGGAUAUGUUUAGCAUUGAUAUUCGUCGGUUGAAGGGAAAUUUGAGGAGUUAUAAGUUUUUGUAUGAUACGUUGAGAGAGUGA